GUUCUUUUUCUUCCAUUUCAGCUUCACUUAUGGUCAAGCUUACGUGGUCAAUCGUAUUGUUAACCUGCUUGGGUACAGCCGUAUCUGUAACAGCUGAUCGACAGACUGCACCUGUCAGACCAUUGCCACCAGCUCCACUCGCUUGUAAUAACUUUCCAAAAUAUUACAACCUUCCCGUAAAUCGAUUCUUUUGGCUCGGUGCUCAUGAUGCCACUUCUCAAGAUCGUUCAUUGACCGAAAUGCUUCGUGAUGGUAUCCGAUUGCUUGAUUUGAACCUGUGCUCAUCUUCCGAGAACGCGAUUGUCGCUUGUUCAGAUUCGAGUAUGACGCUUCAGGAUAUAGCCGAUGAAAUACUAGACUAUGCUCGCGUACAAGAGGAGCAAGUGAUUACUGUCAAUGCCAACAUGCCCGAUGAUGUUUCUCUAUCGGCGUUUGAGAAAACGUGGGAUCAAGCAUGUAAGGUACAUACCGAGCGAGUUGAAGGCAUUGACCCCUUUGAAGAUGGCCAGUGUCCAUUUAUAUACAGAAGAGACAUAGCAUGGAAGUCCUUGGGCAGCUUGGUAAACUACGACCCAGAAGCGCCACAGUGGGAAGGCGAUGGUGAGCUUGUAGGCAUUCGCUCAAAGAUCGUAUUGACAACGAAUAGAAGUGGUGGCCCAAGAAACAGCGUCUAUUUUUCAGAGCAAUUCUGGCGAUCGACUCCUAAGCAGAAUACACCGAAUUUGAAUGAACAGUUGAAUACAUUAUGCAAAACACCCGGUGCUGUGGGGAUUGAAGGGUAUGUCGAUCCAUCAUCUGAUGGCGGCGACAGCAGCAAGGACGAAGGCAAGGCUUAUUUCACACCUACUAUUUGGGAGAAUGCUAUUGUUUCUCAAAAUGGAUGCAAUAUUGACAAUGCCGGGGCAGACGUGUUCGUGAAUGCGAUACUGGUCGAUCAGUACCACUAUCAUCUGAAGUACCUGCAUGAACUGCAGACACGCAUGAUACCCGUUAAUUUUGCAAAGUGGCAAGGACAGUCAAAGAUCAAAUUGGCCCCCUCGAAGCUUGUCUCAGUCCACCAUCCACACGAGCGAGAUGAACUGUAGAGAAAGAAAGAAAGAAAUAGCAAGAGAAAUAAAAAUAAAUCAAAUGG
Molecule: messenger RNA, 1132 nt
Organism: Zychaea mexicana
Lineage: Eukaryota; Fungi; Mucoromycota; Mucoromycetes; Mucorales; Lichtheimiaceae
Exons: 9
Coding region: 30-1085 (351 amino acids)
Biological process (GO): lipid metabolic process
Molecular function (GO): phosphoric diester hydrolase activity
Source: RefSeq, a predicted model, not a curated record